Messenger RNA from Paralichthys olivaceus (Japanese flounder), 2406 nucleotides. The record is from RefSeq and is a predicted model, not a curated record. NCBI's taxonomy places the organism in Eukaryota, Metazoa, Chordata, Actinopteri, Pleuronectiformes, Paralichthyidae.
CACGAGCUGCAGUCACCUUUUCGCCAGAGGAAAAAGGUUGUAGAGRAGAAACAAGAAUAAGAACACUAGGAAAGAUUUGAUUGGGGCAAUGUCUUGGAACAAUAACAGCCACAGAUUACCGUUCUUACCUGGAUACACCUUUCAAGAUAUCACGAAGUCUGCCUUCCAUCGAUCACAGACUCUCACGUACAAGAACGGCUUCGCUCUGCCCCGUGACCCCACUGUUGGCGUUGGGCAGGAUCCUCUUCUGUCAGAGCAAGUGAUCCAGCAGGAGAUCAACAAGCGGACCUUCAAAACACCGGACAUGACUCAUGGCUCCUCAUACAAGAGCCCGCUUAAACAAUUCGUACCAGCUUACGUGACCUUAGACAAGAAGGUGCUGCGCUUCUAUGCAUACUUUAAGGAGGAUGUCCAGUUUUCCCCUGACGAGGUGUACCRUGUMCGCCCUGURAUUAUAUACUACUACCUAGAGGAUGAMAGCAUGUACAUCUAUGASCCCAUAGUGGAGAACUCUGGGUUAUCGCAGGGGAAACGGUUGAAACGACAGCGUGUGCCCAAGAAUGAACGAGGAGAGCAUUACGAGUAUAAAGACCUCAACCUUGGCAUAGACCUGGUGGUGUAUGGGCACAAGUACCACAUCACAAAUUGCGAUGAGUUUACAAUGAAAUUCAUGGAAAGUGAGGGCAUUAUUUUGAACGACGCUGAGCCGAUGCCAGUUGAUCCUUACAUGAUGCGCCGACAGAAGCUGCACAAGAAACUCAAACCACAGCCCUUCCCCAGCUGUGUGAUGCAGGUCUCAAAGGAUGAGGUGGAGGAGUACUACUCACCCAAAGACUUCCAGGUGGGUCACACAGUGAAGCUGCUGGGUCGUCCCUUCUUGCUGUAUGACUGUGAUGACUUCACCCGAAAGUAUUACCAAACCAACCACCCUGACAUGGAUAUGUCACCCAUUGAAAUACAAAAGAAGGUUAAAGUGGAAUGGAAGAGGGAGGUUCCUCCCUACAAUGGUUUUGGUUCACCUGAAGAUUCUCUCCAGAAUUGUUUGGCUCUGAUUCCCAAGCGUCCAAAAAAGAAUGUGAAGAAGAUGCUGGAGAACCAUAACAAAGUUUUGCGCUACAGUGCCACACUGGACUCACAGAAUCCCACCGACGAAGGCCGACCAUUUAUUCUGUCUUACUUCCUGUACGACGACAUGAUCAGUAUUUUUGAGAACCCCAUUCCCAACUCAGGUAUCAUCAGUGGCAUGUUCCUGAAAAAGACACGCAUCCCCAAGCCGGGCUCUACUGUGGAUAAUCCUGACUUCUACUCACCUGCAGACUUYGCUAUUGGAGCCACUGUGGAUGUUUUUGGCCGACGCUUUGUGCUGACCAAUGCUGACCAAUACGUCCUUACAUACCUGGAGUCCAUAUCGAGCCAGAUCCCUUAUCAAACACUGAACUCUUUGCGUCAAAAGCUGGGUGAAGGGGCAGCGAAUAACCAGCCAGGUGAUGAAGUAGAGGAGCCAUCCGAGUGAUGCAAAACUCGGAACCUCCAAGCAACACAAGUCCCCAACCCGAGCAGGAAAUCGGAACAGCGAAGGGUGAUGUGGCCUGCCGCAAACAACAAGGAGUGGCUAAAGCUGGACGAGGACGUUGACAACUGCCUGGAGACUGUCUCGAAGGGCAGCAUCGACCAGAAACUCCAAAUCAUGAGCACCAUCAUAAUGAACACGGGAGCAGAGCGAUUUGGCGUGGAACAAAGGCGGAGAGGAAACAAUCCGGCAAAGCUCAACCGUCGAGAAGCAAAGAUUAGCCAGCUAAGACAAGAGCUAAAGUCCUUGAGACGUCAGUUUGAGGCAGCUAUGGACGAGGAGAAAACAGCCCUGUCAGAACUCACAAACAUCAUAAGUAAGAGGCUCAUCUCGCUGAGGAGGGCGGAAUGGCACUGAAGGAAAGGCAAGGAAAGAGCUCGGAAACGCAGUGCUUUCAUCAGCAAUCCCUUCGGCUUCAUCAAGAAGCUUCUGGGCCAGAGACGAAGUGGCCACCUCACUUGCCCCGUCAAGGAGAUCGACCACCAUCUCCACGCCACCUUCAGCGAUACCCAGAAAGACCACGAGCUCGGGCCUUGCAGAGAACUGGUGGAGCAGCCGGAGCCUGCAACCCAAUUCAACUGCGCUGAACCCACCGUGAAGGAGGUUAGAGAAGCUGUCAGAGCAGCAAGAUCUAGCUCUGCUCCAGGCCCCAGCGGUAUACCCUACAGAGUUUACAAACAGUGCCCACGUCUCCUCAGACGUCUCUGGAAGAUCCUGAAGGUGAUCUGGCGGAGAGGAGUAGAGGUUGGGUGCCGUGGCUUUGCUGGCCAAUCACUGGCGCGAACCCUCAAACUCCUUGGAGCAAACGGUCUGCACACCAAAACAGCCACCAAGAA